Molecule: messenger RNA, 3501 nt
Organism: Gossypium raimondii (Peruvian cotton)
Lineage: Eukaryota; Viridiplantae; Streptophyta; Magnoliopsida; Malvales; Malvaceae
Product: lysine-specific demethylase JMJ21
Exons: 16
Coding region: 391-3360 (989 amino acids)
Cellular component (GO): cytoplasm
Molecular function (GO): protein binding
Source: RefSeq, a predicted model, not a curated record
GAGUCUCCCCUUCUUUUUUUUAUAUUCGAUGGUGGAAACCUGAUUCAACUGAAGAUUGUUCCUAUUUCCUUAGUUUGUAUCUUAGGGUUUUUCGACCUCUUGCACUCUCUCUUGUACUACCCAUAUUAUUUAUCUUGUGCGAGACAUCUUUCUCUGCUUGUGACUUUUCUUCCAAUGGAAGUUAUAAAUUUUGAUUAAUAUAUAGCAUAGAAGGAAGGCUGCGACUAGCACACGGUAAAGAAAGCCCCCCAGAAAGCCUUAUUAGACACGUGGCAACGCGCUCUGCGUUAUUUCCAAGCAAAGUUGUUUAAAAGGCGACGAAACAAAUCUAUAUCACCUUUAAUCUGUUUGCUUCGAUCGAUUCCCAUAUUCCCUCUGAACCCCCCCCCAAUGGAAAAUUCUCAUGAAUCCCAGAGUUUGCAUCUCAAAGACCGCCGCGUGGAUGCCCUGGGCAACUUCAACCUCCUCCCCGAUGAACUCAUUUGUGCCAUCUUAGAUUACCUCACUCCUCGAGAUAUAGCUCGUCUCGCUUGUGUCAGCAGUGUUAUGUAUAUAUUCUGCAAUGAAGAGCCGCUUUGGAUGAGCCUUUGCCUCAAGAAAGUCAACGGUCCACUUCCAUACAAAGGCUCUUGGAAAAAGACGACGUUGCAUUUAGAGAAUUUGCCGAAUAAAUAUAUAGACUAUUGCCGAAAACCAUUGCAGUUUGAUGGAUUUCACUCUUUCUUCUUAUACAAAAGAUUAUAUAGGUGCCAUUCUACAUUAGACGGGUUUUCUUUCGAUGAUGGAAAUGUUGAAAGACAAAACGUUUUAUCGAAGGAACAGUUUGAUCGCGAAUAUGAUAGGAAAAAACCGGUUUUGCUCACUGGAUUGGCCGAGUGUUGGCCCGCAAGGACUAAUUGGACAAUUGACAAACUACUGCUCAAAUAUGGAGAUACAGCAUUUAAGAUCUCUCAAAGAACUGCUGGAAAAAUUUCAAUGAAAUUCAAGGAUUAUGUAUCAUACAUGAACGAACAGCAUGAUGAGGAUCCUCUUUAUAUUUUUGAUCACAAGUUUGGAGAAUCUGCACCUGGGUUGUUGGAAGAUUACAAUGUGCCCCAAAUAUUUCAAGAAGACUUCUUUGAUGUUCUAGAUAGAGAUAGUCGACCACCAUUCAGAUGGCUUAUCAUUGGGCCAGAGAGGUCUGGUGCCUCUUGGCAUGUUGAUCCAGCACUUACCAGCGCCUGGAAUACUCUUCUAUGUGGUCGUAAAAGGUGGGCGUUGUAUCCUCCUGGAAGAGUUCCUUUGGGCGUUACAGUGCAUGUAAAUGAUGAAGAUGGUGAUGUCAACAUUGAUACUCCAUCAUCAUUACAGUGGUGGCUAGAUUAUUAUCCACUUCUUGCUGAUGAAGACAAGCCAAUUGAGUGUACUCAGCUACCUGGGGAGACGAUAUUUGUUCCAAGUGGAUGGUGGCACUGUGUCCUGAAUUUGGAAACAACUGUUGCAGUGACACAAAAUUUUGUAAAUCCAAGGAACUUCGAAUUUGUAUGUCUAGAUAUGGCUCCAGGAUUCCAACAUAAAGGAGUUUGUCGUGUUGGAUUACUUGCUGUUGAUGGAGGCUGUUUAAUGAACAUGGAGAAAAACAUGUCCUGUGACAAAGACAAUUUUAAUAAUUCAGACCUGACUAGGAAAGAGAAGCGGGUCAAAAUUCUAAGAUCCCAAGAGAGUGAAAAUCAUGAAGAAACAGCUAAUGCUGCUUCUAGAAGAUAUAAUUUAUGGAAACAUGGUUUUUCUUAUGAUAUAAAUUACUUGACCAUGUUUUUGGAUAGAGAAAAGGACCACUAUACUUCUCCAUGGAGCUCGGGCAAUUGCAUAGGGCCGCGAGAAAUGAGGGAAUGGCUUUCCAGGCUUUGGGUUGGAAAACCGAGAAUGAGAGAGCUGAUUUGGAAGGGAGCAUGUCUUGCAAUAAACGCAGACAAAUGGUUGGAGUGCUUGGGGAAAAUCUGCUCAUUUCACAAUUUGCCUUUUCCCAAUGAUGAUGAGAAGCUUCCUGUGGGAACAGGCAGCAAUCCUGUUUAUGUCAUGGAUGAAUAUGUGGUUAAAAUCUUUGUUGAAGGAGGGCUGGAAGCUUCAAUACUUGGUUUAGGCACUGAGCUUGAAUUCUACAACACUCUUUGUGAAGUUGAUUCCCCUCUGAAAAACUACAUUCCUACUGUAUUGGCUAGUGGGAUUCUGCACUUGGAAAAUGGAUCUUUCGAAAUUGAUUCUUGGGAUGGUAAAAAAGUUCCUGAUGUGCUUGCAAAGUGCAAUUUGAUUCCAGAAACGGGAAAAGGUGACGUUUUCCCCUUUGGUAUACGGAGCAAGAAACUGUUCGAAUAUAGAAAAGCUGGAUUACCAGAAUCUGGACCAGACAGUUCAGCUGGAUCAAAUAGUAUCUGGCCUUAUCUUAUAACAAAGCGUUGCAAAGGAAAGAUUUAUGCUGAGUUAAGAGAUGAACUAUCAUGGGAAGAUGUGCUUAACUUAGCUUCCUUUUUAGGAGAGCAACUGCAAAACCUUCAUAGUUUACCGUAUCCUUCCUUGGGAAAUUCAUCUCUUUCAGUUGUUGAACAGAAAAAAGAGUUUUCUUUUGCCAAUGGCAUGGACAUCAACGUUGCCUGCAACGAGUUAGAUAUUCACAUUCCAGCUGAAUGGGAAAUCUUCGUGAGAACUCUAAGCCAGAAGAAGAAGGAUGUUUCCAGCCGCUUGAAUAAAUGGGGGGUGCCAGUUCCUGAAAAGCUGAUGGAGAAAAUUGAUGGAUACCUCCCUGAUGAUUUUCUGAAGCUGCUUUUUAUAUCUGAGCAAAAUGGCAUGAAAAGAGCUCUAAAGCCUUUGUCAUGGAUACACUCGGAUAUUAUGGAUGAUAAUGUUUACAUGGAACCAUGCUGUACAUUUGGCUCAAAUGAAAUUGCCGCCUUGACGGAUAACGGUUCAGUGAAUGGGCAUAAUAAUGGUGGAGAAGUGAAAUCUUGGCGCCCUAAUUACAUCAUUGAUUUCAGCGAUCUUUCUAUAGGCGAUCCCCUAUAUGACGUGAUACCAAUACAUUUAGAUGUUUUUAGAGGCAAUUCUUCUCUCCUUAAGCAGUUUCUACAAUGCUAUAAACUUCCUUUGAUGCGAAAAACACCAGAGAACAGAUCAAUCACUGCUAAUGACAAGUUCAGACGACUUUCAUACCAAGCUAUGUGCUACUGUAUUUUGCAUGAUGAGAAUGUCUUGGGUGCUAUAUUUAGUCUAUGGACUGAACUUCAAACAGCAGAAACAUGGGAAGAAGUUGAGCAAAUUGUUUGGGGAGAAUUAAAUAACUAUCAAGGCGUUGCCUGUCAUGUUACUCCCACUCCAAAUUUAUAACGGAUCAUGCACAUACUUGUGUUUGACAUUUAACCUAAGUCUCAUGCACUAGGAAUCAAAUUGCAUUUUGUUCUCAUUUAAAAAAAUAAGCAAAUUAAAUUUUGUACAUUAAAUUUAUAAGAACUGAUCGUUUUGUUAAAA